Molecule: messenger RNA, 1051 nt
Organism: Thamnophis sirtalis
Lineage: Eukaryota; Metazoa; Chordata; Lepidosauria; Squamata; Natricidae
Source: RefSeq, a predicted model, not a curated record
AUGACGGAUAUGGCACAAGCAGGAGAAGAAGAAUUUACUAGGUACAAAGAAAAAAUGUGCAGGAAACUUUCAAGAUUUCCAGAUUUCUUCAACAGCAAGAAGCAGAUAGUGGAUGUUGUGUAUAUUAAGGUGAUAGUCAAUGGAGGUGUGAUGGCAAAAUGUUUAGAAAUCUCUGAGGAGCUGAUCACAUCCAGCAAUAGCUACAAAGUGAGCUCUCCCUCGCACUCCCUGGGCUACUUCUACUGGCAACUGCCAGAGCCCAGCCAGGGGCUGCCCCAGUUCUUCCUUAGGGGCUACUUGGAUGACCAGCCCAUCGCUCGCUUUGACAGCCUCACCAGGAAGAUGGAGCCUCUGGUGCCCUGGAUGGAGGAGGCCGAGAAGGAGAUGUUUUUGGCCCCUGAGUGGGUCUUUGGUGCUGACCUGGAGCAGUUAUCACAACGGGACCAUCAUGGUGGAGGGCUUCACACCUGGCAGGUGGUUUUGGGCUGUGAGUUCAGUGAAGACAGGAGCAAAAGAGGCUUUUUGCACUAUGGCUAUGAUGGGAGGGACUUCAUCAGCUUCGAUAAGGAGACCCUCAGAUGGGUGACAGCUCAGCCCCAGGCCCAGAAGGUCAAGAAGAAGUGGGAGGAGAAUCCAGAGUGGUUGGAGAAAAUGAAAGCCUUCCUGGAGAAAACCUGCAUUGAGUGGUUGCAGACAUACCUGUUGUAUAGAAAGAAGGUUCUGGAGACGAUAGGAAUCUCAGGUGUUGCUGCUUCUUCUGCAGAGCCUCCGGUGGGGAAGGUGACCCACAAGGUGGUGGAUGACAGCCUGGAGGUCCUCAUCUGCCAGGCCUUUGGAUUCUACCCCAAGGAGAUCCAGGCCACCUGGAGGAGGGAUGGAGAAGUCUGCCAGUAUGAGACCCUCCAAAGGAACGUUGUGCCUAACUCAGAUGGGACCUAUAAUGUCCAGCUCAGCAUUGAGAUCGACCCCAAGGAGAGGGAUCAUUAUCAGUGUCACCUGGAGCAUGAGGGCUUGCAAGAGACCAUGGUCUUGGCUUCCCAGGAGGAAACAG